UGUUGUUGUUUUGUCGGUGUGCUGCCUUAAUACAAACGGUUAGACAUGUUUCUAAGAGACAAAAAAUACAGAUUUUGAAUCAUUUCAGUAAAUACCUACAACAUCCUCACAUUCGUGAGUUUUGAAGCGAGCAGGAAUAUCUGGAGGAGUUUAUCAUCUGAACUGAGAUCUGCUGCUGUGAAAAUUAUGUUUAUUAAAGAAGAGAGAGAAGAGAACACGAGUGAACCAUUAACCUGGAGAACAAAACAAGAGGAACAAGAAACAUGGAGAAUAAAACAAGAGGAACCAGAAACCUGGAGAAUAAAACAAGAGGAACAAGAAACAUGGAGAAUAAAACAAGAGGAACCAGAAACCUGGAGAAUAAAACACGAGGAACCAGAAACAUUGAGAAUAAAACAAGAGGAACCAGAAACCUGGAGAAUAAAACAAGAGGAACCAGAAACCUGGAGAAUAAAACAAGAGGAACCAGAAACCUGGAGAAUAAAACAAGAGGAACAAGAAACCUGGAGAUUAAAACAAGAGGAACAAGGAGAGUACAUUGAAGAAAAAGAGGAAAAUGAAGAAUCAAAUCAUCAAGAGAAGCAGCAUGCAUGUGAUCAAUGCGGUAAAAUGUUUUUAUGGGCUUCACUUCUGAAGAAACACUUGAAAGUUCAUGCAAAGAAGAAGCCACAUUCAUGUCAUUUGUGUGGUAAGAGUUUUUUGCAUCUACAAAGUUUGAAAGAACAUCUUCAGAUAAUACAUACUGGCAUGAGAGAGUACGUGUGCUCUGAGUGUGAGAAGACUUUUAGUUCACCAAGCAGUUUAAAACUGCACGAGAGGAUUCACACUGGAGAGAAACCUUACAAGUGUUCACAUUGUGACUGGAGAUUCAGUCAUCCAUCAAAUCUGAAAAGACAUGAGAGGAUUCACACUGGAGAGAAACCUUACAAGUGUUCACACUGUGACAUGAGAUUUAGUGUGUCAUCAAAUCUGAUAACACAUGAGAGGAUUCACACUGGAGAGAAACCUUACAAGUGUUCACACUGUGACAAGAGAUUCAGUCGGUUAACACAUCUGAAAACACAUGAGAGUCUUCACACUGAAGAGAAAGCUUACAAGUGUUCAAACUGUGACAAGAGAUUCAAUCAAUCAUCAAAUCUGAAAAAACAUGAGAGGAUCCACACUGGAGAGAAACCUUACAAGUGUUCACACUGUGACAAGAGAUUCAGUGAUUUAUCAAGUCUGAAAAAACACGAGAGGAUCCACACUGGAGAGAAACCUUAUAAGUGUUCACACUGUGACAUGAGAUUUAGUGUGUCAUCAAAUCUGAUAACACAUGAGAGGAUUCACACUGGAGAGAAACCUUACAAGUGUUCACACUGUGACAUGAGAUUUAGUGUGUCAUCAAAUCUGAUAACACAUGAGAGGAUUCACACUGGAGAGAAACCUUACAAGUGUUCACACUGUGACAAGAGAUUCGGUGAUUCAUCAGGUCUGAAAAAACAUGAGAGGAUCCACACUGGAUAGAAAGCACAUCACCUCAAUGUACGUGAGAAGUGUUCCUUUAAGUCAUCUGUUAUACACAGUCAUACAAAAAACAAUCACAGUAAGGCCCCGUACACGCGAAGACACAUUUAGUUGUAUAUGUAAAUAUUUUGUAUGGUAUAUGUUUCCUCCAGACGGAUUCAGCAUUUUGGGAGAGUGAAUAAAUUUUUUUUAAACUA
Molecule: messenger RNA, 1703 nt
Organism: Carassius gibelio (silver crucian carp)
Lineage: Eukaryota; Metazoa; Chordata; Actinopteri; Cypriniformes; Cyprinidae
Product: zinc finger protein 501-like
Exons: 2
Coding region: 187-1506 (439 amino acids)
Biological process (GO): regulation of transcription by RNA polymerase II
Molecular function (GO): DNA-binding transcription factor activity, RNA polymerase II-specific; RNA polymerase II cis-regulatory region sequence-specific DNA binding
Source: RefSeq, a predicted model, not a curated record